ACUAAAAGUCUUAAACAAAAAGUUUACAAUACUUAUAGUAAAAUUUCACAUAUAAGUGACUGAAGGGCCUGAAACUUCUCAUCAAGGAGAAUGGGUUCAGAGGGAAACAUGAAGAACUCGGUUGUGACACAAGUAAGCAUUGGUGGAUUUGGAGAGUCCACUACUGCUAAACAACUUACAGAUUACCUUGAAGAUGAAGUAGGACUUGUUUGGCGAUGCAGAUUAAAAACUUCUUGGACUCCUCCUGGCUCUUAUCCUAAUUUUGAAAUCGCAGACACUUCAAGUAUCCCCAAAAUUGAUGAUUACAAGAAAGUGGAGCCUCAUGCGUUUGUCCAUUUCGCAGUUCCUGAAUCAGCAGCUCGUGCCAUGGAUGCUGCAGGGCAAUGCAAUCUCAUGUUGGAUGGCCAGCCUUUAAAAGUCAGCUUGGGGCCUAAGAAUCCUUAUACUCUUAACCAGAGAAGAAGAACGACGACACCUUAUAAGUUGAGUGGUGUUUCAGUUGAGGUUGGGACGUUGGUUUCCCGGGAUGAAUUUUUUGUUUCUUGGAGAGCUGACGGGGUUGAUUUCCUGGUGGAUCCUUUUGACAACACGUGUAAGUUUUGCUUCAGAAAGAGCACUGCGUUUUCUUUCAAGGAUGCAGUGAUGCAUGCUGUGAUCAAUUGUGAUUAUAAGCUGGAGUUAUUGGUGAGAGAUAUACAAACAGUCAGGCAGUAUAAAAACUCGCAUGGCUAUGUACUUAUUUUGCAGCUGGCGUCGUCACCUCGUGUCUGGUACAGAACUGCUGAUGAUGAUAUUCACGAUACUAUCCCUGUCGAUCUCUUGGAUGAUGAUGACCCUUGGAUCCGUACCACUGAUUUUACCCAGGUUGGGGCAAUUGGUCGAUGCCAUUCAUAUCGAGUGCUCAUAUCUCCACGGUAUGAAAAAAAACUGACAACAGCCUUAGAGUAUCUAAGGAUGCGGAGGGUGCAAGAGGAACGUGUGAGGUGGCCUCCCCGGAUCCGUAAUGAGCCCUGUUUUGGGGAGCCUGUGUCAGAUCAUUUCUUCUGCAUUCAUCACAAGGAAGGAAUCUCCUUUGAGAUCAUGUUCCUAGUAAAUUCGGUAUUGCACAGGGGGGUUUUUAACCAGUUUCAGUUGACUGAGCGUUUCUUUGAUCUUCUCAGAAACCAACCCAAGGACGUCAAUAUAGCUUCUCUCAAGCAUCUCUGUACCUAUAAACGACCAGUUUUUGAUGCGUACAAGAGGUUGAAGCUUGUUCAGGAAUGGAUUCUGAAAAAUCCAAAGCUUUUAGGGGGUCAUGAACAGUCUGAGGAUAUCUCUGAGAUCAGAAGGCUAGUGAUUACCCCAACCAGAGCCUAUUGCCUACCCCCAGAAGUUGAGCUCUCCAACAGGGUACUCAGGAAAUACAGAGCUGUUGCUGAAAGAUUUUUGCGCGUAACUUUCAUGGACGAAAGUAUGCAGACCAUAAAUUCGAAUGUUCUCUCUUACUUUGUUGCUCCUAUUGUGAAGGAUCUGACAUCAAGCUCUUUCUCCCAGAAGACCUACGUUUUUAAAAGAGUGAAGAGCAUAUUAACUGAUGGGUUUAAACUAUGUGGUAGAAAAUACAGUUUUCUAGCAUUCUCAGCCAAUCAACUGAGAGACCGCUCUGCAUGGUUCUUUGCUGAAGACGGGAAAACACGAGUGUCAGAUAUAAAAACAUGGAUGGGGAAGUUCAAAGACAAGAAUGUGGCAAAAUGUGCUGCUAGGAUGGGCCUGUGCUUCUCCUCCACAUAUGCCACUGUAGAUGUCAUGCCUCACGAGGUUGACACCGAGCUUCCAGACAUUGAGAGAAAUGGGUAUGUUUUCUCUGAUGGAAUUGGUACAAUCACACCUGACCUCGCUGACGAAGUAAUGGAGAAACUUAAGUUGGAUCUCCACUGUACCCCUUGUGCUUAUCAGAUACGUUACGCAGGUUUCAAAGGAGUUGUUGCUCGUUGGCCAUCAAAAGGUGAUGGAAUCAGGCUAGCCCUUCGAGAUAGUAUGAAGAAGUUCAAUUCCAAACAUACCAUCUUGGAGAUCUGUUCCUGGACGAGGUUUCAACCUGGAUUCUUAAAUCGGCAGAUAAUUACCCUCCUUUCUGUACUAGGUGUGCCGGAUGAAAUAUUUUGGGAUAUGCAGGAAUCCAUGCUCUAUAAACUGAACCGCAUCCUUGAUGAUACAGAUGUGGCAUUUGAAGUUCUCACGGCAUCAUGUGCUGAACAGGGAAACACUGCAGCUAUCAUGCUAAGUGCAGGUUUCAAACCAAAAACUGAGCCACAUCUACGCGGAAUGUUGUCUUCAGUCAGAAUUGCACAACUCUGGGGUCUCAGAGAAAAAUCACGUAUUUUUGUUACUUCAGGAAGGUGGCUAAUGGGUUGCCUAGACGAAGCAGGGAUACUUGAACAUGGCCAAUGCUUUAUCCAAGUCUCAAAACCGUCUUUAGAAAAUUGUUUCUCCAAACAUGGGUCUCGUUUUAAGGAGACAAAGACAGAUCUGGAAGUAGUUAAAGGCUAUGUAGCUAUUGCUAAGAAUCCUUGUCUUCACCCAGGGGAUGUAAGGAUUUUAGAAGCUGUUGAUGUACCCCAGCUGCAUCACAUGUAUGACUGCCUUAUUUUCCCUCAGAAAGGUGAUAGGCCCCAUACAAACGAAGCUUCUGGCAGUGACCUUGACGGGGACCUGUACUUUGUGGCUUGGGAUCAGAAACUCAUCCCUCCCAACAGAAAAAGCUAUCCGGCCAUGCAUUAUGAUGCCGCUGAAGAGAAGAGUUUAGGCCGUGCUGUCAACCACCAGGAUAUAAUUGAUUUCUUUGCAAGAAACAUGGCGAAUGAGCAUUUGGGCACAAUUUGUAAUGCACAUGUCGUUCAUGCUGAUAGAAGUGACUAUGGAGCCAUGGACGAAGAAUGUUUGCUACUGGCAGAACUAGCUGCCACUGCAGUUGAUUUCCCAAAGACAGGGAAAAUUGUGUCAAUGCCCUUCCACCUAAAACCAAAACUCUACCCAGAUUUUAUGGGAAAAGAAGACUACCAAACUUACAAGUCGAACAAAAUCUUGGGUCGGCUUUACAGACGGGUAAAAGAAGUUUAUGAUGAAGAUGCAGAAGCUUCCUCAGAAGAAAGCUCAGACCCAAGUGACAUCCCUUAUGACAUUGAUCUUGAAAUACCAGGAUUUGAAGAUUUGAUCCCCGAGGCAUGGGGGCACAAAUGUUCUUACGACGGGCAGCUCAUUGGUCUUCUCGGGCAAUACAAGGUCCAGAAAGAGGAAGAGAUUGUGACGGGUCAUAUCUGGUCCAUGCCUAAAUACACAAGUAAGAAACAAGGUGAACUGAAAGAAAGACUGAAGCACUCUUAUAAUUCCCUGAAAAAAGAGUUCAGAAAAGUAUUCGAGGAAACAAUCCAGGACCACGAAAAGCUCAGCGAAGAGGAAAAGAACAUUUUGUAUGAGAAGAAGGCUUCAGCUUGGUAUCAUGUCACUUACCAUCACAAGUGGGUGAAGAAGUCUUUAGAGCUGCAAGAUCCAGAUGAGUCGUCUAGUCAUGCGGUGAUGCUGAGUUUUGCUUGGAUUGCAGCUGAUUAUCUUGCAAGAAUCAAAAUCCGGUCAGGGGAAAUGGGAAAUAUCGACUCAGCCAAGCCUGUUGAUUCUUUGGCCAAGUUUCUUGCUCAACGUCUCUAAAAGGUAAUGUUUCAAUGCCGUAAGGCCACUCUGCCAUGUGUCUGUGGAGAUUCACAGAUACUCUAGUAUAUAUAGCUUGUUUGAAUGUGCUUUGUCCAGGAAACUUUGUAUGUGUGACGAAACAUCUUUGCUUCGAGAAAAAAACUGCAUGAUGUUCA
This is a messenger RNA of Arabidopsis arenosa, 3842 nucleotides long. The record is from the annotation of a GenBank genome assembly. NCBI's taxonomy places the organism in Eukaryota, Viridiplantae, Streptophyta, Magnoliopsida, Brassicales, Brassicaceae.